Messenger RNA from Planococcus citri (citrus mealybug), 4001 nucleotides. RefSeq names its product beta-galactosidase-like. Bases 996 to 3047 code for a protein of 683 amino acids. The transcript has 12 exons. NCBI's taxonomy places the organism in Eukaryota, Metazoa, Arthropoda, Insecta, Hemiptera, Pseudococcidae. The record is from RefSeq and is a predicted model, not a curated record. Gene Ontology annotation, molecular function: beta-galactosidase activity. Gene Ontology annotation, cellular component: vacuole. Gene Ontology annotation, biological process: carbohydrate metabolic process.
UUUGGCGGCACUUAAGGGUCGGCAGACCUAUAUAUUCGGAUUCAACGCGAAAAAUGCUAUAAGUAGGCUAUAGGCACCAAUUUGAGCCACCAUUUUCCUCGGCCGAAAGUUCAGAAAAAUUGUGAAUUUUCGAACUUUCACUGAGCUUUAAAGCAACAGCUGCGGAUCUGCAGACCAAGUGUUUUCAAAAUGGAGGUAUGUAUACUAACUUCUGAGACCAGCUCCAGCUUUCAGUUAUUUUAUUUCGGUGCAAUCACAGUAGGUACCUAGUACAGCUCUUGGACUAUGUAAUAAUGUGUGUGAAUUUUCCAGUUUGACGAUAAUUUUUUAAAAAUCAUUUUCUUUUUUGCCGAGUAGUGGAUUUUUAGUGAAGGGUGAAACGUAGGCCAGUCGUCAUGGACCACAAAAACGCGGCCAAUCAAAUAAAUUUACUUGUCACUGCUAGGAGUGAGAAUACAUUAGUCUACAUAUAUUAAACUGGCUGCUGUACUAUUUCAUGUUUUUUAAAUUACACGAAUUCUGGCAGAUCAUGGGACGGGGGGAAAGCAUCGCAUCUGUUGAAAAUUUUUUUAUUGCGACGAAAAAAUUCGCGCUUGCAAAUUUAUUCAGGCAUCUUGUCGCGUCUGUGGAUGCAUCGUCCUUGAUGUGCAAAUUUAUUCAUUAAAUCGCCGACGAAAAACGUCACAAAUUUAUUCAGGCAGCUUGGCACGAUGCAUGCGAUGUCCCGACUCUGUACAGGAGUGACAAAGACAGCUGCCAAAUUUUUACGCUCACUUUUAAAUUUAAUUACGAGCGGGGUGAGGGGGAAAUCACUUAUUCCAUGAUCAUGGGUGCAGGGAAAGGGGGCAUAUAAGUCAUUGAAAAAACACGCUAUUGCAUUUUUGUCACAAUCGAGUUAGGUUGAUUUUUUAAAAUGGUAGGUAGUGUUAACGAGUGUUUUAAAUUAAUCAUUUGUCGUGAUUUUUUGAUUUUUUUAAAUGUAAAUAAAUAAGUCAAUGGGUUUUGUAAGUUUCACUGUGUCCGUUUUUCUAGUUCUUUUGCAAGUGCAAAUAAUUAUCGCAUCAAGUUCUUCAUUCCAUUCCAAUCCAAAUCGUACUUUUCAAAUUGAUUACGACAAAGAUGUAUUCUUAAAAGAUGGCAAACCUUUCCAAUAUGUUUCCGGGUCCUUACAUUAUUUUCGGGUACCAAAUGUUUAUUGGCAGGAUAGACUGAGGAAGUACAGAGCCGCAGGAUUAAAUGCUGUUGCAACUUAUGUCGAAUGGAGUUCUCACGAGCCUUCUCCGGGCAAAUAUCAAUUCGAUGGAGAUAAUGAUUUGGAACAUUUUCUGGAUUUAGCUGUGAAAGAAGAUUUACUCGUUAUCUUACGUCCUGGUCCUUACAUUUGCGCAGAAAGAGAUUUUGGAGGACUUCCUCCAUGGCUGUUGCAUUUAUAUCCUUCAAUCGAGCUUCGAACUGAUGACAGUGAUUUCAAAAAGGAAGUCAAGAGAUGGUUUGAUGUAUUAAUGACGAGAAUGAAAAAAUACUUGUACGGUAAUGGAGGCCCUAUAAUCAUGGUGCAGGUUGAAAAUGAAUACGGAAAACACUACGCUUGCAAUACAAAUUACAAAAUUUGGCUGAAAGAAUUACUAUCGUCAUAUGUCAACGACAAUGCCAUUCUGUUCACCUUUGAUGAAGCUUCUCCUUAUUUGAAAUGUGGAGCUAUUCCUGAUGUGUAUGCAACUGUGAAUUUCGGCACAAGAGGAAGUGCAGCUUGGUAUUUUGCAAAUAUGAGAGAGUUUACACCUAAAGGACCUCUGGUCAAUUCGGAAUUUUACCCAGGUUGGCUCACUCAUUGGGAAGAACCUUUACAAAGAGUAUCUACAGAAGCGAUACUGCGAAAAAUGGAUGAUAUGUUAGCUUUAAGAGCUUCUUUCAAUUUCUAUAUGUUCUUCGGUGGUACGAAUUUUGGAUUCAUGAAUGGAGCAAAUAUUGACGAGGGUCGAUACGAUCCACAAAUCACCUCUUACGACUUCGAUGCUCCAUUAAAUGAAGCAGGUGACCCAACCGAUAAAUAUUUCGCCAUAAGACAGCUGCUUUCAAAGCAUUUUGAAAUACCUAAAAUUGCAAUACCUAAACCCACUCCGAAAGGAAAUUAUGGAGCAGUUACCUUACGACCUGUAUUGUCAGUCUUCAACAGCUCGCAUAUUCCAGAUAAAGUGCUCCAGAAGUCUGACAGACCAUACACUUUUGAGCGAUUGCAAGUAUAUUACGGGUAUGUACUUUACGAAGCUGAGCUUCCAAACGAUUUGAAUGGUUCGGCUCAUUUGUACGUGCAUGAUUUAAGAGAUAGAGCUCAUGUUUUUGUUGACCAAAUCUUUUGCGGUAUACUCUCUCGCACGAAACAAGAGAAGGGUGUUCAAUUGAAAGCCAGAUCGAAGGCAAAAUUGCAGUUAUUGGUGGAAAAUCAAGGUCGUGUAAAUUUUGGUUCUUAUUUGAAAGAUUUCAAGGGGAUCAUCUCUGAUCCAAGAAUAAAUGGGCGACUUCUUACCCCAUGGACCAUGACAGGAUUACCAUUCUCCAGCGUCUCUUGGGUUGAAAAAUUAACCCCUUCGGAUGAUCGUAUUUCUCCUCCUGCGUACUAUUAUGGCGAAUUAAUUUUACCGAGUACAUCGCCUGAGCCAUUACACACUCAUGUUGAUUUAACUGGCUGGGGCAAAGGAGUGAUAUUCAUCAAUGGCCAUAACCUUGGAAGAUAUUGGCCUGACGCAGGACCUCAAGUUUCAUUAUUCGUUCCAGCCAGUUUCUUGAAACCUGCUCCAGAAAUCAAUAAAAUUGUUGUUUUCGAAACUGAAAAAGUUGCCGAAAAUUAUCAGAUAUACUUUACGAACACUAGUCAGAUCUCUUCGAUCGUUCGUGUUCAUGCUCUUUCAUUUUCAUUUUACUGCGGUAUUCUUAUCGUCUGUGUUAUUCUAGUGUUAUUAAUAAGUACGAGAAGGAUUUUUAUAGGAUUUUGCUCGAAAGUUUGUUGUUCUCGGAAGCAAGAUAUGGAGCAACAGGUUGCCCAGUAACCGGGCAUAUCAAAAAUUGAAAACUAGGUUCUCGAAUUAAAAACUAAAACGUGCUUUUGGAGGCAUUCUUACUGUGAUUUAAAAACACCCAAUUGUGCUCAUUGUUUUUUUUUUCAGUUGGUCUUGAUUUGAGAAAAUGUAUUCUCAAUGUUUUUUUUUUUUUAGAAAAAAGCAGGACCAUAAAUUUUACAAAUUAUUAAUUAUUGUCGAUUAACGUCACAUCAUGUAAUAAGCAUUUCCUUUUUACAGUAUUAAUUAUGCAUAAUUCAUCAUUACGUAGAAAAUAAAUUAAAACACGUUGAUGCAAUUUACGAGAAGAUUUGAAUUUUUUUUUUAAUGAAAUUUUAAUUUAAAAAAAAUUUGUGAAUCAGAAAUUUGACAGUCUGUUACUAACUAAGGUACAUACUUAUAAUCAAAUUUUCUAAUAUUUUCGUUUAUUAAUAAAAAUAAAGUACCUGCAUAAUAGAACGAUUUAUUAAAAACAGACAUUAAAACUAGAAAUAUAAAACCAUCUCUUAAUUUUGAAUUUCAGCUCUAGGAUACGAUCAACUAGGUACUGAAUUUACUCCAAGUUUUUCUUUUUAUUUAUUUAGGUAAUUUUAAGGAUUUUCAAUUUCUUUAUGAGUUUUUAAUUUGAUUUUUUUUUCAAAAGUGAUACUCACUUUUCUUGAUCUUAAAACCGAAAACCUCAAGUAAUUUUUUUGUAAUUUCAAACAGAAAAAAUCAAAAAUAUGCAAUUUGAAAUUCAGAACGGUUAGAGAUGGGCAAUUGGCAUGAUACCUACCCUUCACGAAUUCUUCACUAUGCACCUAAGUAAUUACUCAAUAUAUUUGUAGGUACCAAGGUACCCAUUAUAUAACUUGAGGUACCUACUCAAUUCCUUUUAGAAUUACCCGUAUAUACUUAUCACCGAGUUACCUACUAAAAAAAAUAAUUAAAUAAUUUUUCAAAGAA